Daucus carota subsp. sativus is the source of this 1536-nucleotide messenger RNA. Its product is annotated as patatin-like protein 2. The transcript is spliced from 8 exons. Gene Ontology annotation, molecular function: monoacylglycerol lipase activity; glycerophospholipase activity. Lineage: Eukaryota; Viridiplantae; Streptophyta; Magnoliopsida; Apiales; Apiaceae. Bases 171 to 1412 code for a protein of 413 amino acids. The record is from RefSeq and is a predicted model, not a curated record. Gene Ontology annotation, biological process: lipid metabolic process.
UGUGCAUGUUCUCUGAACCACCUUCGUUUCUUCAUCACUGACUCAUAGUAAGCAAUCGAAAGAAGCAAUAACAACACGUACGAAAAUGUGUACCAGAAUUUGUUGAUGUAGAAGGCCUAUAAAUUAGAUCGAACGGAAGUUUUUUUUAAGACAUUUAUUUGAGUUUUCGAAUGGAGAGACAAUCUUCGCUGCUUCAGAUUCCGCCCCCAACUUAUGGGAACCUAAUCACUGUUCUCAGUAUCGACGGAGGUGGUAUCAGAGGUCUCAUUCCUUCUGCUAUUCUUGAGUUUCUUGAAUCUCAACUUCAGGAGCUAGAUGGUGAAGAUGCGAGGCUUGCUGAUUACUUUGAUGUCAUCGGAGGCACGAGCACUGGUGGUCUCGUAACAGCCAUGCUAACUGUCCCGGAUAAAAACAAGCGUCCUCUUUUUGCUGCCAAAGAUAUCAAGCCUUUUUAUCUCGAACAUUGCCCAAAAAUAUUCCCACAAAAGAGUAUCUGGGGAAUAUUUGGUUUGCUUCGGAAACUAAUCAAAUUACUUGGGGGUCCUAAGUAUGAUGGAAAAUACCUUCAUGGUGUUGUGAGAGAGAAGCUAAGAGAAACUAAGCUGCAUCAGACCUUAACCAAUGUAGUUAUUCCAACUUUCGAUAUCAAGUGUUUGCAGCCCAUAAUCUUUUCGACUUAUGAGGCCAAGAAGAACCCAUGUGUUGAUGCUCGACUAUCUGAUAUAUGCAUUAGUACUUCUGCAGCUCCGACGUACCUUCCUGCAUAUCGGUUCAGUAACUGCGAUACUGAAGGGAAUGUUCGUGAAUACAAUCUUAUAGACGGCGGUGUUGCAGCCAAUAACCCUACAUUGGUUGCCAUGAGUGAAGUAACGAAACAGAUAUACGAUGGAAAUCAAGAUUUCUAUCCAAUAAAGCCAGCGGAUUAUGGUCGGUUUCUGAUCAUUUCACUAGGGACUGGCUGUGCAAAGAUUGAAGAGAAAUAUAAUGCAGAUAGUGCGGCCAAAUGGGGCGUUUUGGGAUGGUUGAUUCAUCAAGGCUCAACUCCAUUAGUCGAUGUUUUUACUCAGGCCAGUGGAGACAUGGUUGAUUACCAUAUUUCCGUACUUACUCAAGCUCUUCAUUCUGAAGAAAACUAUCUCAGAAUUCAGGACGACACGUUAACAGGGAUCGACUCAUCAGUAGACAUAUCAACAAAAGGGAACUUGGAAAAGCUGGUCGGAAUCGGUGAAAAUCUGUUGAAGAAGCCAGUUUCGAGAAUUAAUCUGGAUAAUGGAAUCUACGAAGAAGUCAAGGAUGGUGGCACUAAUGAAGAAGCCUUAAAAAGGUUUGCGAAGUUACUGUCAGAUGAAAGGAGAUUGAGAGAGAUAAGGUCUCCACACAGAACCACAGCAGAAAAUCCCAAAAAUGCAUAGGCUUUUCGCUACAAGCUGAAAUUUGGCCGUUUUGUACUGGUGGUCAAAGUGGACGAAAAUAAAAAUGACUUGAUAUUUUCUAAUUCCUGCUGAUCGUAUAUUGAUAGUAUUCCACAAAUAAUCA